AUGCUUUGGAACUGGAACGUCAUGGACACUUGCUUUAUUUCUGAGAGCUGGCAAAUCACCUCCAAGGGCAUGUUUGCGGGUUCCUGCAUCGGCGUCAUCCUCCUUGUCAUUGCCCUGGAGUGUCUCCGCCGCCUGUCCAAGGAAUACGACCGCUUCCUGAUCAAGCAGCACGCCGCCAAGUAUCGAGACAAUUCUGCUGCCACCGCCGUCUCAGUCACGCCAGCAAACACAGCCGUCGAGGCGGGCGGCGAGUCGGUCAAGGCGCAGGAGGCAGCCUGUCCUGCCGGGAUUGCCAUGCCUCCCUUCCGCCCAAACGUGCUCCAGCAGGCCAUCCGUGCGUUGCUACACAUGGUUCAGUUUGCGGUUGCAUACUUUGUCAUGUUGCUAGCCAUGUACUACAACGGGUAUUUCAUCAUCUGCAUCUUCAUCGGUGCCUAUAUUGGCGCCUUUGUUUUCCACUGGGAGACGUUGUCUGUUGGCUCGGAUAAUACGAGUGCAACAAACUCUACUACAGUCUGCUGCGGCUAG
This is a messenger RNA of Trichoderma virens Gv29-8, 528 nucleotides long. RefSeq lists its product as uncharacterized. Bases 1 to 528 code for a protein of 175 amino acids. Gene Ontology annotation, cellular component: membrane. The transcript is spliced from 2 exons. The record is from RefSeq and is a predicted model, not a curated record. Lineage: Eukaryota; Fungi; Ascomycota; Sordariomycetes; Hypocreales; Hypocreaceae. Gene Ontology annotation, biological process: copper ion transmembrane transport. Gene Ontology annotation, molecular function: copper ion transmembrane transporter activity.